GAGCAACAACCAAUAUCUCGUCAUAUUUUACCAAUAUAGAUGAGUUAUUGACACUAGUAAAGAAUCCUCUAGCACAUGGCAGAAUAGGCCGGUGGAAAGUAUUCCAGGACUAGUAGCAAUUAUCAAUGUAAGUUAUAACCACACUAAACAUGGAAAGCCAGUUGAACUACCCUCCUUUAAAUGACCAAAUGUACAUUAAUGAGCCAGACAGGCUCGAAGACAUUUGCGUCAAAGUUUUGGUUGAAAAUAAAGAGCGUUGUUUAUUUCAAAUACAGAUAACAGAAGAAUCAAAACUAGAAAUACGAUGUGGAAUUUACCUCCCAGCCCUUGUAGCAGACCAACUGUUCAAUAAACUACUAAAGAUAUCAGAUUGUUACUGUGUAUCUGGUCCCUGUCCUGAAACCAACGUAUUUCGAGGUUUUGAUUCUCCGACCCUUAACAUAGUGGAGUUACUACAGAGCUUCUCCAAUACACAGAAAUGCUGUCUGAACAAUGUCCAGUUUAAUGCACAAACACAGUUGAAUUCUGAAGUGUUAGGAAGGCUAUGCUCUACACAGAAUAUCCAAAACAUCCAGAUUUCCAACUCCACUGUUACCCCUGAGCCCAGCUUUCUACAACAUUUACUUCAUGAGAAGACACACUCACUCACCCUUGAUAAUAUAACGUAUUGUGAAGGUUCUAUCAUAGAGCCAAUAUGUAUAAGCAGGGAAUCACACCCAAAACUUAGGCACCUCAAGUUCCGUGAUGGGGAAAUUCCCGCUUACUCGUGCUUCGUUAACGCUGACUCACCACCCCACCUAGUGGCAGUGGAGUUAUCCAACUUCUACGAGAAGGGAGCGAGUCAUAAUGUUGAUUUGAAAAGGAGGGUGUCAAAAAUAAGAGAUUUGUUGGAGGUUAACAAAGCUGGUAGUGGAGAUGCAGUUCAAGGGAAGCAACUAACAGCAACGGUACAGGGAGUAUUAAGAAGAUAUGUGGAGACUGUGGAUAAAUUGGAAGCACCACAGACAGUGAAUGAAGAGAAACUUCUUCUACAUAGUUGUUCGCUACUUCUUAUGCAGUAUAGGUUAGAAUCAAUGAGAGAAACAUUAUGUUCCUUGGUAUUAUGCAACACAUUAUUUACCGGUUCUGACCUGAGCACAAUAUUUCAACUUAAAAAACUAAGACACUUAGACAUAAGCAUGCUCCCACCUAUGAGAGGAGAGAAUAAGCGUCGACCUGAAACUACAGUUUAUAAAAUAAUGGAAGAGUUGCCCGCAUUAGUGUCACUUGAUGUGGGAGGAACCAAGAUUGGUGAUCAUCUUUAUAGGGAUGGUAGGGUGAAAGAAAUAACUGGCGAUAGAUACCUAAAAGAGACCCCGCCACGUAAACUUGAGUUCCUAGGUCUCUAUAAUUGUGAGGGCUGUGAACUCAUGGAUAUUUAUUCAUUAGCUGAUACUGUUGUUGGAUACACUGGUGAAGUUCAACUGUUGGCUUCACUAACUUAUUACAUGAAUCGUGCUACUCCCCUCAUGUACAUUGUUGGGCAAGCACGGCAAUUACAAACUGUUCAUAAUUUGUCUUGCCCACAACGCCUUACAACUUUAUUGUUAAAAGUGCUGCAAUCACAUCGUAGAAACCGAACAAUUAUUGAAGAAGUUACAGCGAAUCUGUUUUAUCUUUCAAGCACCUAUUAUACAACGUGCUCUAAACAACAGAAAAAUGACAUCAUAACGGAGUUGAUAAUAUCAAUCGAAACAUGCCAGGACAUGAAAUACGUUGUUCGUAAUUCUCUUGUUAGUUUGUUUCACUUCGAUAUACCCGGUGAUGUGAUAUUUGCAUUUGUGAAGAUAUCCAAAGUAAUUCUCAACACUUUACUUAAAUACCAUGAAGAUGACGACAUAGGAAGGCAUGCCAUACAUUUCUGUAAUGCCCUAGUAUGUUCAGUACAGUUCGAUAUGAAACGUGAAGCAUCCAAAGUUGGCUUCGUACCAAUUAUUGUGAAAAUAAUCCAAAUGAGAUUGGAGGCAAAUAUGCAUGAUGAAAUACUAGAAGUAUUAUGGGGAACCCUAUGGAAUGUAACAGAUGAGACUCCUGAGAAUAGUUGGACCUUUAUUAAUUUAGGAGGGCUACAGCUUUUACAGGAUUGUUUUGCCAAGUUUCCAGAUGAACCUGAACUCCAUAAAAGUAUCAUGGGGCUGGUGGGCAAUAUUGCUGAAGUGAAAGAAAUACAACCAUUGCUUGUUAAUUCUACUUUAAUACAAUUGUUCUGCGAGCUGAUCUCAAAAGAAAGUCCGAACAUAGAAAUAGCAUAUAAUGCUUGUGGAACUUUAUCCCAUCUUAUGUCGGAAGGUUUGUGGACGAUCGACCAACCAAAACAAGAAGAUGUUAUUUCUAUUAUGACAACUGCAAUUGACUCAUGGGAGAUUGAUUCUAACAGGAAUAUUAAUUAUAGGUCAUUUAUUCCCAUACUUAAUCUUGUUGAAAGUGAAGUACCAGUUUGUAUACAUUGGGCUGUGUGGGCGUUCCGUAAUUUAUGUGGACAAGAUGACCGCUAUAUUAAAAUGCUUCUGAAAGAAAAUGGUCGAGAAGUUUUGUCUCUAGUUGAAAACAAAAACGUCGGUGAAAACACAAAAGAAAUGACAAGAUGGCUUCUACAAAAACUGGAGUCAUAUUCUCAAGAUCUAAAUAACCAAUACCAUUUACAUUCAUUAUGACAUCACAAUUAAACUAGUCCUUCAUUUUGUGAUGAAAUUUAAAAAUAUGUUUGCAAAUAUAUCUAUAUAGUUUGUGCUUCUUUUAUACAGUAGUGUUGUGUUUAACUUGUUGUUACUACAUAAUUCUUUUUGUUGCUUUUUAAUAUAUUUUACUGUGUCCGAUGAUUUCAGCUCAUUUGCUUUUAUUAAACUUGGCGGAAGAAAUUAAAACAUUGUUUAUUUAUAUAGCAAACAUAUUACUUUCUAUUCAGAAAUACAAGCUGUCUU
This is a messenger RNA of Ciona intestinalis (vase tunicate), 2960 nucleotides long. The record is from RefSeq and is a predicted model, not a curated record. NCBI's taxonomy places the organism in Eukaryota, Metazoa, Chordata, Ascidiacea, Phlebobranchia, Cionidae.